Perca flavescens (yellow perch) is the source of this 6319-nucleotide messenger RNA. RefSeq names its product neuronal PAS domain protein 1 (gene npas1). Gene Ontology annotation, molecular function: RNA polymerase II transcription regulatory region sequence-specific DNA binding; DNA-binding transcription factor activity, RNA polymerase II-specific; protein dimerization activity. Bases 1833 to 4265 code for a protein of 810 amino acids. Lineage: Eukaryota; Metazoa; Chordata; Actinopteri; Perciformes; Percidae. The transcript is spliced from 15 exons. The record is from RefSeq and is a predicted model, not a curated record. Gene Ontology annotation, biological process: regulation of transcription by RNA polymerase II.
UCAUGGUGGUAGUGCAAGACAUAGUAAUAUAUAAACUAUAGCAGUGCAAGGAUAAGGUAAAAAAAAAUAUGGGCAUUAUAAGGGACUAAAGUAGACCGUAGGAUAGAUACAAAUCAACAGUCAAUAUCAAUAUUAGAGGUUUGAAGUUUGAGUAAUAGGAUUACAUCCAUUGCUCAAGUAUUAAGUUAGACCUCAGUCCAGCCUGGGGGAAGGAGGGAGGGAGGGGUUGUGCAUAUGAUUUAAAGUAACUAAACUAACUUAUUAAAAACUCAACUACAAGUAUCAUGUCAUAUUGGGUUGCAUGUCAAUCAGCAGCAUUUGUCAGCUACAAAACAAGACUGUAAAAAAACAGGCCUGGCAAUCACUACUUUGGUCAAUGAGUUUUCAAAGCAACAUGAGACCGCUAAGAGUUUCAGGUACAUUGUUAAGGAAAAUGCUAAAUUAUUUAGCGGGGACCAGUCUCAGAAAUCAAUCAGUCUUAUAAUGAUAUGAUGGACAUACACUAUUGUACAGGGAUUAGCAAGUUCUGCUAAUUGGCAUGCAACCUAAUUUGACCUUUUGCAGCCCUGCUUGUAAUGGUGAUUUACUUAUAUGAAAGUUAUUUUGGGAGGUGUUUACAUGGUUUUGUCAGCCCCUUACUGCUGUGUGAUCAUAUUGCUGUCAUAUUUCCACGCUGUUUUGUUUUAAAGUGGCUAGUUUUUCUUCAUCAGGUCAAGUGCACACACUGCAUAAUGCAGAACAAGCCCCACAGAGAGCCCAGAGUUGUGAACCCAAUUUUGCAGACACCCUCAUUUAAAGAACAGGGAGACAACAACAUGAUUCUGUGGGACUUGUUCUGCUUGUUGUGGAUAUUGCUUUGGAGACAGAGGGCAUUGUGUGGAGAUGAUAGUCAGAGAAAAAUAAACAAAGCGUUGAGCAGAACCGAUCCCACUUUUCACUUUUAGGGUCAGUGGUCGAAAUGGGCUCUCGGCCUCCAGGUCCCUGUGACAUGGAUCAGGUGCCCCAAUGUAUAUCUGCUGAUUACAUCUCCUGAAGUGGAAAAAAAUGCAAAUAAUAAAUGUAUGAGCAACGUGCUUGUUUUUUUGCUUGAUUAAUUAUGCCGUUUAAUUCCAGAUCCACCACGCCGCUCCACCGUAUAAUUUCCCAGUGGUCUUGGCUGUUUCUUCUCUCACUUGCGCUCUCUCCUUUUUUUUCCUCAUUGCAAAAUGAAUCAUGGAUCCAACCGUCUGUACCCGGGGGAGAGCGGCGAGCUGGCAAACGGGCUGACCAAUCAUGAGCAUCAGAGGCAGACACACAGACGGAGGGAGCCUUUUGUUGUGUGCUGCACUCAUCAAGUUAGAAGACAACUACCGAUUUGGCCUCAAGAAAAUGAAAAGAUGGAGAGCUUAUCCAAUCGGACUGGCCAGUGUGGGUGGCAGAGUCUCAGCGCCAUUCAUGAUAUCAACUGGGACCAUGGCCGCUCCUCUAUUCCCAGCCUGGCCAACCCUCUGUCAGCCUCCUGACAGUUCCAGUGGGUGCAGCGACUGGAGGGAGCAAGAGGGAGGGAGCGAUUUGAAACUCAGACCACGGAGUAGACAGCCUAUCAGUAUUCAGUAGAGAAACUCGAGGUGGUGUGGUGGGGGGGCACCGCCAGGGCAGAGCAGGGGCUCCGGAGAGGAGGAGGACAAGAAGAAGAAGAAGAAGAGGAGGAAGAGGAGGAGGAAGAGAAAGUGGAUCAGAUCAACAGCAGCAGACUGGAAACGCUUGAAAUGCCUGUCAGGUCUGAGUCCGUCACAUCCUCAACCAAUCAGAGCCUUCGUUAACAGCAGCGUCGGCACGUGAUUGGGAGAAGGAUGGCAACCAUGCCGUUUGUCAGUGAGGGGAAGUGUGUGAGUGUGGAGUGGGAUUUCCUACAAGGACUACUGGCCAAGCCUCCCACCCUUCCCUGUCUCCAGAACCUGCGUAAAGAGAAGUCUCGCAAUGCGGCUCGUUCACGGCGGGGGAAGGAGAAUUUCGAGUUCUUUGAGCUGGCCAAGAUGCUGCCUCUGCCGGGGGCCAUCACCAGCCAGCUGGACAAGGCCUCAGUCAUCCGGCUGACCAUCAGCUACCUGCACAUGCGAGCCUUUGCCAGCCAGGGAGACCCGCCCUGGAGCCCUCUGAUGGAGGGAGACAACAACUGCAGCAAAGUAAGACGAUCGUCUCAUUCUCUGGCCACUGACAUGUUUGAGCAGCACCUAGGGGCGCACCUCCUGCAGUCUCUGGAUGGCUUUGUGUUCGUGGUCAGUCAGGAGGGACGUUUUCUCUACAUCUCAGAGACAGUUUCUAUCUACCUGGGCCUCUCACAGGUGGAGCUGACCGGCAGCAGUGUGUUUGACUACAUCCACCCGGCGGACCACGUCGAGAUGGCCGAGCGGCUGGGAAUCAGGCCGCAUCUGAGGGCCGAGGCCGGCUGCCACACGGGCCCCGAGAGCGCUUCAAGCUCUGCAUCCACCUCCUCCCUGGCUGGUACCCCUGAACCCGCUCCGUCUAGUCCUCAUUCUCCUGCUGAUGAUCCUCCCGACCGCGGCUACUUCAUCCGCAUGAAGUCCACGCUCACCAAAAGAGGCCUGCACGUCAAGUCGUCUGGAUACAAGGUAAUCCAUGUGACGGGACGAAUCCGCUGCCGCCCAGCACUCGUGCCGGGCUCUGCGCGCUCAGUGCGUCGACCGAUGGGUUUAGUCGCACUGGCACACACCCUUCCACCCUCCACGCUUAAUGAAGUCCGCAUGGAGAGCCAAAUGUUUGUCUUCCGUGUGAACAUGGACCUACAGGUCACAUAUUGUGAGAACAGGAUCUCAGAGUAUAUGGAUCUGACCCCAGCAGAGGUGGUGGGACACACCUGUUACCACUUCAUCCAUGUAGAAGACCUGGAAAAUAUCCGGCAGAGCCAUGAGGACUUGCUGAGGAAAGGUCAGGUGGUGACCGGUUACUACCGUUGGCUCCAGAGGAGAGGAGGCUACCUGUGGAUCCAGUCCAGCGCCACCGUCUCCAUCAACCACAAAGCUCCACAUGAACGCAACGUCAUCUGGGUCAACUACAUCCUGAGUCGAACAGAGAUGCCUGACACUCCCCUGGAUAUACUGCAGCUACCAGAGAAUGUAAGAGCAGAGCGACUUCGAGUUAGCUCGUCUCCCACCGACAGCUCCCCGCAGGCCCGAGGCACGCAGCCAUUGAAGAGCUCAGUGGGGAAGAGUGACCUCGACACUAAAGGCAGAGAGAAAUUCACCGCCGCUGCCAUCCAAUCAGAAGACAGGAGGAAGCGCCUGCUGAGGUCCGACCCCGAGGGUGCUCCUCCCGAAACCCGUCGCAGACUGGAGGAGCUCCGUCACGCAGAGGAGAGUGUAUCAGCCUCCUCUGACCUGGCGAGCGAAAGCGAGGGGGAGGAGGAGGAAGAGACAGAGUGGGACCAGGGGGGAGACAGUGACAGAUUGAAACAGGAAGACACUGGAGGAGGUAAACAGAGUAGGGGAGGAGAGACCCCCGCUAGAGGGGAGAGGGGGAGCAGGGUGCACAACGGCCGGGCUGUGAUCCAGCAACUGAAGAGCGUAGUGACCCCGUCUCCCCUGGCUGGCAGCCCCAGCAUCAAGACUGAACACGAAGUCCUGACCACCGGGGGGCGCUGGGGGUCACACACACAAACCUCCACCUCCCACACACACACCACCCAGCCCCAACCCUCACAUGCACACACACCCUCCAGCAGCCUCAACGGCGACAGCCCCACCACCCCAAUCCCCGACUCUUCUUCCAGCAGCGAGGCCCCCCCAAAAGGGUUGUUCACUCCCCCGUCCCCGGCUCUGUCCCCCGCCAUGUCCGUGUCCUCCCCGCUGCCCCGUGAGGACAGGGUUGUGUCGGGGGUGGUCAGUAGGAGCAGCGGCGGUGCAGGUAGCGCUCCGGACUUUGAGCUGCUCCAGAGACUGGCUGCAGGCGGCGCAGCGGGGCGGGUCCUCUUCCACCCCCUGGCCCUCGGCCCACAGGGCCCUCAGAGCCUCUACGCCCCCAGCACUAUCCGCUACGCUCCACCUGAGCUGCCCCCCUCCCACCACCACGGCUUAGAACACAGCGAUGGCCUGCAGCUUCGCUCGGACCACCACAAGGGACCCCCGCCAGCCUUCUUCCCCCACCUACAGCGGUUGGCUGGCUUGCCACCCUUCAGUGGUUUCUCCCCGUCUGACAGCCCUUUCUCCUCCGGCCUGCCCUUCUGUAUGAAUGGACUGAGGGGGGCUGCGGGCUCCGAGGAAGACUGAGACUCAGACAGGAAGGAGGUGAGAGAAAAAAAAAAAAAAAAUGAAGGACGGAGCAGAGAGACGGACCAGAAAGAGAGACGUUGUAAAGGGCAGGAGAGACAGAAGUGGCAGGACAUUAAGUCUCUAAGGACAUUACUAAUUGGACAAUGAGUUGAAUAACUGCGAUUUAAAAUAUUUGACAAGUCGCUGCCGUAGGGAAUUAUUGUGUCUGCUCAUUGUGGACAAGUGACAGUGACUCUCAGAGAAAACAGGACGUGGAAACUUUUGACUGGUUGUCCCUCAAGACUUUUCGUCUCAACAAUUAUGAACUCUGCUCUGUGUCUUCCUCUAGAUGACUGUGUUGAUUUCUGUCUCUUCCACUCAGAGAAGCCAUAUUGUAAAUAGAGACAAAACCAUAAAGACCCUCAGCUCAAAUCCUCCUCACUGUCACUCCAAUUAACCCAAUUAACCCUAAAGCCAGUAGAAAGAGAUGGACACUUGUCCGUAGGAAUGAAAGCAACUUUGAAAUAUACAUUUUUAUUAUUGCAGUAUUAUACAAAUCAUCUCUUACACUGAGAUCCAGGUGAGAAUUUGAUUCUAGGGUUCAAAAUAGACGGAGAAAGCCCUCUGGUGUUUUUGUAUUGAGAUUUAAAAUGAUAAUGAUAAAAAUAAAUCCAAGUAUUCAUGAGUCAGCCAUACUUAAAGCACACUGUUGGGACAAAAGUAUGAAUAAUGUAGUCCCAGACAUUCCAUUAUAUAUAAGGGAAGAAAAUGCAAUGCAGACAGGAUGCUAUUUCUGUUGUUUGGUUAUCAGAAGAUUGUUUGUUUAACUGAGUAUUAAUUAUAGUAUAUUCUGUAUGAUGCCGCGGUUGUGUUUGUGUAUGAAAGCCAUAUUCUUGUUUUGUUUUUUUAUUGAUGAUUAUUUUCUCACCAGAUAAAACAGGUGGAAGGGUGGUGUGAAAGUUGUGUCUAGACAAACAAACGUUUUAUUGGAGGUACAAUAUCAUCCAAACACCUUUUUUUUAUUAUUCUCUAAAAGAUAUUUCUGAAAAUGUUUUUAGGAGGGGAAAUGGUGCUGGACACAAGUGUUUGUCAUCAUUUAAACCUCUGUGUUUUUUUCUGAGCACUUACUGAAAUUUGUUCUGGUGUGAACUCAAAGCACUUCAUCACUUAGCACUCACUCACACAGUGUAGUAGAGGAGAUAAAUGGUCAUUCAAAAAGGCAGAUAAAUAAACAGACCACCUGUGGUCAAUAAAAAUAACCUUAGAGUUAUGCUGAUUUUGGUUUCAGUUCAACUUGGUCAACUGGAAGUAAAGUUUUAAAUAAAAUUUCAAUUUCUCACUAAUUGAUGGGAAUUACUCGUAGGACUCAAAAAACAAAUACAAAACACUAUAAAAAAAUGUUUAAUCAGUGGUUAAACUGAAAUGAGUCACAAACAAGUUGGCAGUUGUCUAAAAGAUACUCAGACAAUUGAGAAUGUUCAUUCCAAAAUGUGACCCUUUUUGACAAAAUGUUGGUAUCAAUACAGCCAAACACUUUAAUAAGAAAUUGUGACAAUGAUACUGACAUUGAUAUGAAUACUCAGAAAUAAACUAUUCAGAUACUUGUCUAGCACUUUGGAAUAAAGUCCUUCAAACUGAUUGAAAUACGCAGAUUUGUAAAAUCUGUUGAAAGCAGUCUUCAAAAUGAUCCACAAAGCCAGACACCGUAUGUACAAUGUUAUUGUUUCGCUUCCAAAUUGAGAUUAUGGUGGACCGUCUGAUCUGAGGGCUCAAUUUAUGUGGAAAUCUCUGACGUUGUGAUGUCUGACAGAAAAAAAAGAUAUUCAUAUUCUCGGGUGUUUAAUGGUAUAACGUGUGUAUGAUUGCGUGUGUGUGCGUUUGCUUGUUCAAGUGUGAAUGUUUUUUUUAUUAUUAUUAAAUAGCUAACCCCUUGCCCAUCACUGUGAAUCUAACGUUAUCCCCCCAUCUUUGUGAAUACUCCACCCACUCAUCAAAUAAAAUGAACAAAUGUAAAAAGAAAAACAGUGAUACAGAUGACCAUAACAAUAAAAUAUUCCAGUAGAGGAGCACAA